UAUAGGUGACAGGUCGAUAACGUUGGCCUUAAUUAUGCAACUUUUAUGUUGAUAAUUUGCACCUGUUGUGACGAUACAUAUAAUAACAUUUUCAGAUCAGAUCGAAAGCGAGAGAAAAGAGAAACAUGGAUAUUAUUGUGUUGUUUAUUGUUCUACUGGCUGUACCGAAAGCAGAUGGGAAAUGCCAACCGUUGUUAAUGUGUCCGUCGUUUUGCAUGACUGUUAAAGAUGGAUGCUAUGCAUGUGAUUGUGGAAGUUUCAACAGUUUCAUGCAGCAUGCAACGCUCAACAUGGAUCAAAUAGAAAAGGGUCAAGGGUCACAGACCGGGACUCAGCUAAGCACAUACACUUCCGGCUAUUCCGGCACGGACAUGGGGUUGGGUAGACUGCUUUCUCCUCAGACGGGAGUUGAGAGCAUGAUAAGGCCUGGCGUAGGAUCUUCAGGAAACGUACAAUCCCUUGGUCUUAACAAACUGCCGUUUGCGGCACCGGAUGUGCAACAACAGAAUUCCGCGAUGAUCAAUUCAGGAUAUAAUGGGAUGUCGCCGCAAAUGGCACCUAUGCCAGGGAUGAAUUGUCCUCCGAUGGGGAACCUUUGCCCUUCUUCAUGUUGGUCAACUGAUGUCUUAACAGGAUGCAUCAAGUGUUCGUGUGAAAUGAACGUUGCCAAUUCCAUAAAACCAAAGUCAACAACAUCCCCUGUGACAGCACAAAAUAACAGCAACUCAGAAUCAACACACGCAGUGCUCAGGCCUACGCUUCAAGUACCAACCCGCCCGCCAGCAUCAAAGAAUAACAUGUCAAUCGAACCAACAACAUCAACAGUUCAUCCUUCCCUCAAAGGUACCUUUUCAACAAAACAAGUCAAUCAGCAGAUCCCAUUUGCACAAACCAUUUAUCCAACUUUGAAGCAACCGUUCGAUAAUCUGUCGACACAAACAGCAAAUGCACAAAAACAACAGACGCCAGUAUCUCCAACCAGGAAAUGGCACCACUUUAGCACAGCGCUGAUUCCAUUUUCUACAAAAGAACCAUUCGAAACGAAUGAGGUUCUCGAAAAGCCGUUUACCCCUAACAGCUCAUUAAUAAUCAAAACCUACCCAAUGACAGGACCAACGAACACAAUCCUGUUGAGUGAAGCUGAUACUAUGAUCACUGCGUUUCCACCAAGCCCUGUCCACAGGUUGACCUCAAAUAGUGCUACAACAACCACAGCUCUAAGCAGGGCUCAUCCCUCAAGGCCUACAGACACGAUUCUGUUCCGUGAAGCUGACAGUACGAAAACCUCUUCGGUUUCACUAAUCCCUUCACAACGUUCGUCGCCACAUAGUUUUCCAACAACAACAAUUCUAAGCAAUACCGAUCCAUUGGUAGCUGCCAUUCCUUUAGACACCCUCGGAAACACAGACCACAACAAUAAUAAGAAUGCCAUUAACCAUUCUGGAAUGGGUUUUUACAACAACAGUAACUCUGGAAAGGGCUAGUAUGAAUUCCUUACGUGGGAUUACUGUAGAACAGUUUUGAAUAAAUCCUGAAGGAAAUGCAUCUGCACGAAUUUUAUUUCGGAUAUUUUUGAAGAGGUGCACGAGUUUUCUUAACAUGUACACGUAAUGUUAUAAAUGCGAUACAGUUCACAAUAUUCCGUUCUCAAUAAAUGUAUUCAUGUA
Molecule: messenger RNA, 1667 nt
Organism: Dreissena polymorpha
Lineage: Eukaryota; Metazoa; Mollusca; Bivalvia; Myida; Dreissenidae
Product: integrator complex subunit 6 homolog
Exons: 6
Coding region: 126-1484 (452 amino acids)
Source: RefSeq, a predicted model, not a curated record